Messenger RNA from Scophthalmus maximus (turbot), 1424 nucleotides. RefSeq names its product nudC nuclear distribution protein (gene nudc). The record is from RefSeq and is a predicted model, not a curated record. Lineage: Eukaryota; Metazoa; Chordata; Actinopteri; Pleuronectiformes; Scophthalmidae. Gene Ontology annotation, biological process: protein folding. The coding region runs from base 121 to 1137 and encodes 338 amino acids. Gene Ontology annotation, cellular component: cytoplasm. The transcript has 9 exons.
CAGGAAGUCAGUGUCGUUUCUACGAACGGGCCCUCGCAUCAUAUCGCCGCCACCUCCGCUUUUCGUCCCUGUCAUUCACCUACAACAGUAUAUAUUUUGAGCUUCUCUGACUCCACGAGCAUGGGCGACGACGAAGAAAAGUACGACGGCAUGUUGCUCGUCAUGGCGCAGCAACACGAAGGAGGAGUGCAGGAGUUAGUAAACACAUUUUUCAGCUUCCUCCGACGCAAAACCGACUUCUUCACCGGUGGCGAUUCAGGCUCUGCAGAGAAGUUAGUCAAGGAAGCUUUCGCCAACCACAACAAGCUGGCGCUGAAGUCCCACAAAGAGAACCAGACGAAACAGGAGAAGGAAAAGAAAGCCAGAGCCGACAGAGCCGCCAAGCUGGCGGAGGAGGAGGAGGCAGCGAGGAAAAAGAAAAACGACGACGGGCCCAGAAUUCAGGAACUGACGGAGGAGGAGGCUGAGAAGCUGCAGUCUGAACUCGACGAGAAAAAGAAAGAAGUGGAGAAAACGGUGAACGCAACGACGAAGGUAGAGAAGUCGCCCGACAGCGCCGAAAAAGAGAAAGGGUCCGACUCAGAGGGAGAGGAAGACGAGAAGGACAAGGGCAAACUGAAGCCCAAUGCGGGAAACGGAGCCGACCUGCCCAACUACAAGUGGACGCAGAGCCUGUCUGAAGUGGAUCUGGCAGUGCCUUUCGAUGUGAAGUUCCGCAUUAAGGGGCGGGACGUGGUGGUGGACAUCCAGCGGCGCUCCAUCAAAGUCGGCCUGAAGGGACACCCGCCCAUCAUUGACGGGCAGCUCUGCGGCGAGGUGAAGGUGGAGGAAAGCUCCUGGCUGAUCGACGACGGCAAGGUGGUCACAGUGCACUUGGAAAAGAUUAAUAAAAUGGAGUGGUGGAACAAGAUUGUUUCCACGGAUCCAGAACUCAACACCAAGAAGAUCUGUCCGGAGAACUCAAAGCUGUCGGACCUGGACGGAGAGACGCGUGGUAUGGUGGAGAAGAUGAUGUACGACCAGAGGCAGAAAUCGAUGGGUCUGCCGACAUCAGAAGAGCAGAAGAAACAAGACAUUCUUAAAAAGUUCAUGGCUCAGCACCCAGAGAUGGAUUUCUCUAAAGCCAAAUUCAGCUGAGAGACUCCGCCUGUAGGAUCCACAUAUUCAUACUCGAGGGGAAUGAUAGGAGCAAAUGUCACGCACCGACCGACGGCCACCUCCCCCCCAUCAUGUGUUCUCUACAUACUGAACAUGGUUUCUGUUGGUUAACAUUCUUAAAGGCACAGGUUGGUUUUUGGUUUUUUUAUUUGUUACGAGAACAGUUCUGAUGACUGUAACGUCCACAUCCUCCCUCCGCACGUCGUCUGAAUAUUUAAAGAUGUCUGGAUUUCUUCUUUUUUUUAAUAAAUGAAUAUAAAAUCUAA